AAUUAUCAAUAAAACAUUUUUUUAUAAAUAAAUUUUAACUUGCAGUUUUAUAACAUAAAAAUAUUGAGAAAAACUUCCUAAAAAAAUACAUAAAAAAAUAAACUUAAUAAAACAACACCAAAGAUUCAACAGCAAAUCAUGCAAGACUUAAAUACUCUACAUAAAAUGUCAUUUAAUUAUAAAGUAUUGCAAAAAACUUUACGACGACAUCUGCGUAAAUUAUAAACUCAUUAAAACAACUACCUUCUAACUUUUACUACUACUAAACUACUACUAUUAUACCUAAAAAAUACAACUCUGCUUAAUAAUAAACCAUCCCUGUCUUCGUCUUUAAAUAUUAACAUCAAGUUGAUAAAAACGUUAUAACAACAUUUCCUGCUACGAAGAAAAACUCGUGUUACUUAAAACUUCUACAACAAUCAAAAGAUAAAAUUAAAUUGUACAUCACUUAAACAUAUAAAAGAAAGCUCUCUCCAUAUUCUUUAAGGACUCUCUUAAGCUGUAAAACUAUUUUAAUGAAUAUUUGGCAACAAAAGUUCUUAAAACGACCCGCAGACGAUGCCGACAAUGGUGCUGAAAACUUUGAGCCGCCUCAUAAAUUGCCCAAUAACAAUAACAACAACAAUAAUAACAACAACAGUAGCAACAAUAACAACAACAAUGGUUCUGAAAAUCUAAAAUUCUCCGUCGAAAUUGUACAACAAUUGGAAUUUACCACAUCGGCGGCUAACUCACAACCCCAACAGAUAAGUACCAAUGUUACUGUAAAAGCCCUCACGAAUACCUCCGUUAAAAGUGAACCUGGUGUUAGUACAGCCGGUGGACCGGGUGGUAGUGGCGGCGGCGGUAGUGGUGGCGUUGGACAGGGUCAAGGUGUGAAUGAUCCACAACAUAAUGGUAAUAACCGAGGAGGUGGUGGAGGCAUGCAUAUGGGUAGUGGCGGUGGUCCAAAUACAGCGUCGAAUCUAAUGGGUGGCCAUAAUAUGAAUGCAGCACAGCAGCAGCAACAACAGCAAAAGUCCAAUAUGGGUGGUUUAGGCAAUUUGGUAGAGUGUAAGCGUGAGCCGGAUCAUGAUUUCCCUGAUUUGGCCGGUUUGGAGAAGGAAGGUGGUCCGAAUAGUAAUUUUCCCGGUUUUCCCGAAUUCAUGGGUGAUGACACUACCGAAGGCAAUGAAACCUUUAAGGAUCUCAUUAAUGAUUUGCAGGAUUUCAAUCCGGGCUUUUUGGAUGCUUUGGAUGAGAAACCUUUAUUGGAUAUUAAAACCGAAGAUGGUAUUAAGGUGGAACCUCCCAAUGUGCAAGAUUUAAUUAAUAGUUUAAAUGUGAAAUCCGAAAAUGCCAUGGCUCAGUUUAGCGCAGCCUUUGGAGGUCCUAAUAAUGGAGGCGGUGGUGGUGGCAUGGGCGGUGGACCAAUGGGUGGUCCGAACAAUGAUCCACAAGGCAUGAAUAAAAUGCGUUCGCAAUUUCAAAAUGAUCCUAACACAGGACCCAUGUCAGAGCUAUCUUUGGCGGCUCAGACGCUCAAACAAAUGGCAGAGCAACAUCAGCAUAAAAAUGCCAUGGGUGGCAUGAACUUCCCAAGGCCGCCUAUGCAUCAAAGUCAACAGGGACAAUUAAUGGGUGGUCCGGGACCUAAUGGUCGCUACAAUGAUUAUGGAGGCGGUUUUGGAGGUCCUAAUGAUUUUAUGCAGGGACCGAAUGGCCCUCAACAACAUCCCCAACAUCAAAACCUACCACCACAAUUCCAACAGAAACCAAAUCCUGGUGGCCCCAUGGGCGGCAAUAAUGUCCAACAGUCCUUCCUGGACAUCAAACAGGAACUCUACUAUUCCUCACAGCAAAGCGAAUUCGAUCUCAAACGUCUUCAGCAUCAACAGCAAAUGCAACAUCAACAGCAGCAGCAACAACAACAACAACAGCAGCAGCAACAGCACAUGUCCCAAGCUAAUAUGGCUAAAAUGGGUCCCAACGGACCCAUGGGUGUGGGCAAUUUUCCUAAACCGAAUGCUCCCCCCGGCCAACAGCAACAAUCUCAAACACAAAAUCCUUCACAACAACAGCCGCAAUACUCGCCCUACAAUUCUCCUAUGGGUCCAGCCGGUGCUGGCAAUCAAAGUCCAGCCGGUCCCAAUUUCAUGCAAGGACCACCACGUGGUGCUGGUGGUCCAGGCACGGGUCCAAAUCAAGGUGGUCCCUCCAAUGUACCACCCACCAUGUCUCCAGCCCAACAACAGCAGCAGCAACAACAAUCUCAACAGCCACAAACGGCCAAUGCCAGAGGUCCCAAUACCCAACAAAAUACUCCAAAUAUGGGUGGCAAUAGCAAUCAAGGCAACCAACCAAAUCCCAAUGGUCCAAAUGUCGGUGCCAAUGUAGGUCCUGGCCCAGGUAAUGGUCCCACCUCACAGCAGGGUAAUCCCAAUAUGGCACAACAGCAACAGCAGACAACCACUACAACAUUGCAAAUGAAACAGACGCAACAGUUACACAUCAGUCAACAGGGUGGUGCUCAUGGCAUACAGGUCUCUGCUGGACAACAUUUACAUCUCAGUGGUGAUAUGAAAAGUAAUGUAUCGGUGGCAGCUCAGCAGGGAGUGUUCUUUAAUCAACAGCAGCAGCAACAACAACAACAGCAGCAGCAACAAAAUACUCAAAAUUCUCAACAGCAACAGGGUGGCAAUAAUAAUGGUCCCAAUAAUCCACAACAGCAGCAACAACAACAACCAAAUCAAAAUAUUAAUAACAACAACGGUGCUUCCGAUGGUGGUUUUAGCAUGUCACAAACCCAAUCCAUGAAUUUCUCACAACAACAGCAGCAGCAACAAAAUCCCGGUAAUCAGCAGCAACAAGUACCGCCUAAUAUGAGACAAAGGCAAAAUCAAAACCAAAAUCCCACGAAUUCAGCGGCGGGUAAUAAUGGUCCUAAUGGGCCGAACAGUUCACAAGGUGGACCCAAUGCUGUACCCAGCAAUGCUGGUCUUAUGGGCCAGCAACAGGUGCCUGGCGGUCCCAAUCCAUCCGGUCCUAAUGGUGGUCCUAUGAAUCCCAUGGCUGGACCGGGAGGUCCCAAUGGUCCAAAUGUGGCCGGUCCCAAUGUGCCGGGUAUGGGUGGACCUAAUGUACCCGGCAUGGGUGGUAUGGGUCCUGGUAUGGGUGGUAAUCCUAAUCAAAUGAUGUCAGCAGCCAAUAUGAAUCCAAAUGGUCCCUCCGGUCCCAAUCCCGCCAUGAUGAUGGGUGGCCCAGGUGGACCAAAUGGUCCUCCAAUGAAUAUGAAUCAAGCUAAAUUCCUGCAACAACAACAAAUGAUGCGUGCCCAAGCCAUGCAACAGCAUGGUAUGGCCGGUUCACGACCCCCGCCACCCGAAUACAAGGCCACACAGGCUCAACUAAUGCAGGCGCAAAUGAUGCAACAAACCGUGGGCGGUGGCGGACGUUUCCCCAAUGCAGCUGCCCAGGCUGCAGCCAUGCGCCGAAUGACCCAACAGCCGAUACCACCAUCGGGUCCUAUGAUGCGUCCACAACAUUCUAUGUAUAUGCAACAUUCCGCAGCUGGUGGUCCACGCUCUGCCAUGGGUCCUUAUGGUGGUCCUAUGGGCCCCGGCGGUCCUCAACGACCGCCUAAUGUUCAAGUCGCACCAGAUGGUAUGCCUAUUGGCUCACAGCAAGAAUGGCGUCAUAUGAUGAUGCAGCAGCAACAAAUGGGUUUCGCCGGCGGUCCAGGACCUGGUGGCCCCAUGAGACAAGGUGCGGGAGGUUUUAAUAGUGGUUUUAUGGGUAAUCCCAGCAACGGACCAAUGCCUAAUGGCCCCAAUGUAUCAGGUGCUGGCGGUAUGGGUGGUCCCAAUCCGGGCAUGCAAUUAACACCAGCCCAAAUGCAACAACAAAUGAUGCGACAACAGCAGCUGCAAUCACAACAAAUGAUGGGUGGACCGAAUGGUCCAAAUCCCAAUGCCAUGCAAAUGCAACAAAUGAUGCAACAGCAAAGUCUACAGCAACAGGCAGGACCACAAGGUCCCGGUGGGCCUAAUGCCAUGAUGACACAAAUGCAAAUGGCCAGCAUGCAUAUGUCACAAACUCAACAGCAAAUCACCAUGCAACAGCAGCAACAAUUCGUGCAACAAACUACCACCACUACACACCAACAACAACAGCAAAUGCUACAAAUGUCACAGGGUCCCGGUAAUGUAGCGGGUGGACCGGGUAACGGACCCAAUGGUCCAGUGCCGGUAGGCAAUAAUAAUGCUCUAGUAUCCAGCUCAUCAGUAUCGGUGUCCUCAUCAUCAGUGGUGGCCACCUCUAGCUCAACUAAUAAUAGCAUUAAUCAAACCAUUAAUUCAGUGGUUGGCAACUCGAAUGAUUUAUGUCUCGAAUUCUUAGAUAAUUUACCCGUAGAUGGUGGCAAUUUUUCAACACAAGAUCUUAUCAAUUCUUUGGAUAACGAUAAUUUCAAUAUACAAGAUAUUUUGCAAUAGACAUUUCAUUUUUUUUUAAAUACUGAUGUUUAAAAAACAAAAGUUCUGUUUUGAAAUUAUAAGAAAAAUUACGCUUUUUUUUCUUCUUCUUGAAUACU
Molecule: messenger RNA, 4570 nt
Organism: Lucilia cuprina (Australian sheep blowfly)
Lineage: Eukaryota; Metazoa; Arthropoda; Insecta; Diptera; Calliphoridae
Gene: mam
Product: neurogenic protein mastermind
Exons: 6
Coding region: 516-4472 (1318 amino acids)
Biological process (GO): CENP-A containing chromatin assembly; chromosome segregation
Cellular component (GO): chromatin; chromosome, centromeric region; nucleus
Source: RefSeq, a predicted model, not a curated record